AUGGAGGUAGAAAGAAUCGUGAGGACGCAUGUGUCUACAGACGAUCUCACACCCCCCCAAGAGCUUGUACAGGCUAUCAACAAUGGCCAGACUCAACUACUUCAGAUCGUUAAAGCUUUGGGGGAGUAUCUGACAUCUACAGAGGAUGACACUCGACUGAAAGGUCUCACUUUCCUAUCGAAUCUGUUGGGCGUGGUCAACCCCGGGAAGAUCAACCGACAAGCCACAACCGUAUUGACCAACUUCUAUCUGUCAAAGCUGGAUGACUUUGAUUCAUUGCCGCCGGCACUCAGCGGAUUGACAGUGCUUUCAAAGCUUUCGACUUUCGAUGGCAGUGCGGCCGUAGAUGUCUACAAAGGAAUUGUCGAAAAUGUAAACCUCAAGGCGUAUGUGCAAGCCACAAGACAUAUGGUAUACGUACUUUUGGACAGUCUGAUAGGACUGCAUCGCGAAGAGUUCAAGAAGAUGGGAACCGCAUUCAUAAACAGUUAUACAAAGACCGUGGACGGCGAAAAGGAUCCCCGCAAUCUCAUGCUCCUCUUCUCCAUCGACCGAGUGAUCCUUCUGGAAUUCGACGUGCGCGACCAUAUCGAAGACUUUUUCGACGUCACAUUCUGCUACUUUCCCAUUACUUUCCGACCACCUCCUAAUGAUCCAUAUGGUAUCACGGCAGACGACCUGAAGGUUGCGCUUAGAGGGUGCUUGGCCGCCAGUCCGUACUUUGCCAAGAUGGCGCUUCCGCUGUUUUUGGAAAAGUUUGCUACUGCUACGGGGGCUACUAUGAAAGAUCUCCUGCAAUCCAUGGCUGCCUGUUUCCCAACAUACGGUGCUGAAGCUGUCGGUGAACGCGGUAAAGAGCUCUGGGAAGGCAUCAAAACCGAGAUCUUGUACUCUUCCGAUGCUUCCAUCGAAGCUGCUUCUCUGUCGGCGCUGGAAUCACUCAUGAGAACACUUUACCCUACAUCGAGCGAUGUACCCUCAGGAUUGGCGCAGGACAUCAUCAAAGAGUGCCAGAAGAUCCUGGAGGAGCCGGAUAAGAGCCAGGCGAUGGGUGCCACAAAGAUCAUUGCUGCCAUCUUCCGGGGCUCGCCAUCCGCCGGCAAGUUUGCUCUCUCUCAGAUCCUUCCUCAGCUCUUCCGAUCUUUCAACUCUCCAAGCUUACCAUCUCAUCGCGCCCCUAUCCUCUCAUCAAUAUCAUCUAUACUCUACGCUUGCCAAUCGACAUAUUCUUCUUCACAACGCUCUCACGCCGAGGAACAAGUACUGGAGCCGUACAGAAGCGACUUGAUCGAUGUGUUGAGAGAAGGCUUGAGAACUGAAGGGUUGAAAUCACCUGCUAUUAAGGGGUGUGUAGCCUUGGUCGGGCUGGAAGGGUAUUGGAGCCGGUUAGAGGUCGAGGACGUGGUAAGGGGUAUGGACGAUAUCCUCGUGAACGACGAGAAUCCCGAAAUACGCCCCGAAGUCAUCACUGCCCUCACAGCAAUCUCCAGAUCCCACGCUGCCGUCAUCGAAUCCCUCACGCUCCCUCUUUUGUUCCACAACCUCCCCGAAACUGCUCCAUCCGUAGACGAACGGGAGGCCCGAGAACGAUAUCGAUCGAUACUCGGGUCCUUGAGCAAGCUGUGCACCCAGCCGGCACUUUGGCAGACGAUGAUCAUCCGCAUCACCAACAAACUCGACUACCUUGCUUCUGCGCCUUUGCAGAGCAAUACAGACGUCAGUAUGGACGGCUCGGAUGAGGAGAGUGCGAGGGAGUGCGGUAUCGCUUAUGCUUGGGAUCUACUCAACACGCUUCUGCGAGUUAUCGAUACCAAAGUCAAGGAGAAGCAUGUUGAUGUGGGCAAGUAUUACGAGGAGUUGAUGCCGAGGUUGUUGGGUCUUGUGAUGGAAGGGGCACAGGUGAAGGCCGGGGGAGGGGACGCGCUGUUCAAGGAUAGGAGGUUGGUGGAGAUCGUGGGCAAGAUUGGAGAGAGAUUGCUUUGGGACUUGAGCGCUGAGAAACAAGAGAAGCAAUUUGUUUUAAUCCACUCGGCGUUCGAACGGGGUGAGAUCGGUGGCAUUGUCUCGGACAGCAGCAAUGUCCAGAGUCUUAGCCCGCUGAGAACGGGGGCGAGUUCAUCUGAACAAGAUCUCAUAUCAUUGUAUUCCUCCCUUCUACAAGGCCUCAACCCCUCAACCUCUUUACCUUCCAUCACCUCCUCGGCAGAGUAUCUCGGUAGCAAAAUCCAUUGGACUAUCAAUCUCGCAAAAGACAUGUGGCAAGUCAGGUGGGGACUCGAGAUGAUCUGUGCCUAUGUGAACAAGAAGGAAGGGGAUCUGAAAGAGACACUUGAAGUGAUACUGGAGAAAGUCUGGAAUGAAGCGCAGGACACGACACGAGAGUUUGAAAUUAGGCGGAGAGGUCUCCUUGUAUACUUACAUAUAAUAAAAGCGCUUUCCCUCCUCCGCCAGCCCCUUGCCUACACGGCGCUCGAAAAAGUCAUCGAUGUCCUCAGCCUUUUCUCCAUGGACCCCCUCUUCGUCGAAGCAUCCGCCAAGGCGUUCGGUGUCCUCGCCCGAAAAGGCGACGGGCACCUCACCGGCAAGCUCCUCUACGCCCAAAAGCUCUGGAACUUUGUCCUCCCCAAGCUCGUGCAAUGCGACAAGGAGGCGUCCGGGAGAGAACGGAUCGUGUACCUUGUCGCUUUUGCGUCGCUGUUGCCCUUGGUGCCUGCUUCUCUCUGCCUCUCCGACUUGCCUACGAUCCUGCCGUUGAUCCAGCGGUCGUUAUCCCUUGCUUCCCCUACACAGAGGACGAACGCCAUUCUGACGCUCACGUCCAUCCUCGAGACGCCUUCAUCCCCUACCACCGAUUCCCUCAUCCACUCAUCAGCCCCGACUCUUGUCUCAUCCCUGUUAUCUUCCUCCAUCCCUCAAUCAGGUGUACCAACCUCGGCAAGAGUACGAGAAGUGGCUCUGGGAUGCCUGAGUGUAGUGCCAGAAGUGAUCAGGUAUGAAGUGCUGCACAAGGAGAAGGCGGUGGUCGUCAAGGAGCUGGGGAGGGCGGUGGACGAUGCGAGUCGAGAAGUGAGAAAGGAAGCUGUAGAGUGUCGUGCAAAGUGGUAUAGAUACGGGCAGGCUACUUGA
Molecule: messenger RNA, 3126 nt
Organism: Cryptococcus amylolentus CBS 6039
Lineage: Eukaryota; Fungi; Basidiomycota; Tremellomycetes; Tremellales; Cryptococcaceae
Exons: 13
Coding region: 1-3126 (1041 amino acids)
Biological process (GO): iron-sulfur cluster assembly
Cellular component (GO): cytosolic [4Fe-4S] assembly targeting complex
Source: RefSeq, a predicted model, not a curated record